Molecule: messenger RNA, 1836 nt
Organism: Fusarium proliferatum ET1
Lineage: Eukaryota; Fungi; Ascomycota; Sordariomycetes; Hypocreales; Nectriaceae
Exons: 6
Coding region: 1-1836 (611 amino acids)
Biological process (GO): intracellular iron ion homeostasis; copper ion import; iron ion transport
Cellular component (GO): plasma membrane
Molecular function (GO): ferric-chelate reductase activity
Source: RefSeq, a predicted model, not a curated record
AUGGAUUCUGCAGCUUGGCUUACGCCCCCAGUUCAGUUGACUGGGAGUCGUGCAUUUACCUGUGAUGGCUUCACCGAAGCGCAGUGCGCAUGGUACAUGCACAGAUGGCAUUUUUGGUACAUCGCGGAUCAUGUCUACGCUCUUCCUACAGUAGCCUUCUUCAUGAGUGGCAUUGGACUCUUUACGAUUGGUCACUUAGUAUCCUACUAUAUUAUUGGUCUUGCGUUUCCCAAAUUCCGUGGGCCAAAACCUUGGCGCAUGCUUGUCGCUAGCAUCAGAUAUCUUUCGUAUCGUGGAUUCCAUGUUGCAUCACUUGGUUUCAACUCAGCUCCCAUUGGAGUUAUGGUAUUGGGACUUAUUGGAGCCGUCUUCUUCUUUUGCAUGGACUUGAUCCCUCAGCCGUACUACUGGCCUUCGCUAGACUUUGGCGGCUCACCACCGUUGGGAACAAGAUCCGGAUGGUUGGCAUUAGGAUGCAUGCCAUUUGUAUUCGCUACGGCAACCAAGACAAACUGGAUUACCAUGCUGACUGGUGUCUCACACGAGAGACUCCAAGUGUUCCAUCGCUGGAUAGCCUAUGCCUUUUUCAUACUUGCUCUUAUGCACACAUUCACAUUUAUCGUGUAUCAUAUCAGAUUCCAUGACAUGCAAAUGCAUUUCAAAAUGAGCCUCCUGUUCUACUGGACUGGGAUCGUAGCCCUGAUCUUCCAAGCCUGGCUGACCUUUGCGUCGCACAGCGCCAUCCGAAAGCUAUUGGGGUAUGAGUUCUUCAAGGCGACGCACUUCUUUGCUGUUGUCAUAUUCAUGAUUACUUUCUUUUGGCACUGCGACUAUACCCUAACAUCUUGGCACUACUUCAUAGGAACAGCUGCUGUAUAUGUUCCCUGCUAUGUCUACCCUUGGCUACGAACUUGUUUCGAGUAUGGUGUCCGAACAAAGGCCCAUAUCAAAGUUGAGGAUAACGGUUUUGUUCGUGUCACUAUCCCCGCCAACUUCACGUGGGAAAUAGGACAGCACUGCUUCCUCCGCUUUACUGGUUUUGGGCUUACACAAGCAUUGUCAGCGCACCCAUUUACCAUUUGCUCACUGCAAUCAUCAUCCCCAGAUGACCAGUCAUUCCUUGUCUUUUAUCUUAAGAAGCACCGAGGCUUUACUGCAAAGCUCUAUGAGCACGCCUUACAGAACCCAGGAGCUCAGAUCUCAGUGCUGGUUGAUGGACCAUACGGGGGCAUCAAUACACAGCGCUUCGUGAACAGCAAUCAUCUUGUUGUAAUCGCGGGAGGGUCAGGAGCUGGCUGGACCUUGCCUUUCAUCGAGCAGUAUGUCGCAGCCCAAACAGGCCAGGCCGAUGAAAACUGCAAAGAAGGUCAAAGAGAGAGAUGUCCGUUCUCAUCACUUCGCGUGAUACUAGCAAGCCGAGACGUGGAGAGUUGCAGCUGGUAUCGACAAGUUGUAAGCGACAGGUUGCUCAAGUACUCAGACAAAAUGAUCUCAGGCUUGCAAGUGCAGAUCCAUUGCACCAGUGGAGGCCUAACGGAAUCAAGCCUCCCAUCAAACAGUAGCUUCGUCCCUGGCAACAAAGAGCCAGGCAGUGAAAGAGCAACAGAAAGUCAGGUAUCAUUUGACGAAUUACAUGGUCGACCUGACUUGCCAGGAAUUCUGAAAAAGCUGGCAAGUGGGAUGACAUCUACCACCUCACUUGGUGUAUAUGUCUGCGGCCCGGAUACUAUGCAGAAUGAUGUACGAAACGCUGUGGCAUCUCUAAACUUGGAUAUUCUUGGGGGUGCAGAUUCUGCGGGAGUGUACUUGCAUUCUGAACACUUCUCUUGGGCAUGA